Empidonax traillii (willow flycatcher) is the source of this 580-nucleotide messenger RNA. RefSeq names its product gremlin 2, DAN family BMP antagonist (gene GREM2). Gene Ontology annotation, molecular function: receptor ligand activity; BMP binding. The record is from RefSeq and is a predicted model, not a curated record. The transcript is spliced from 3 exons. Bases 263 to 580 code for a protein of 105 amino acids. Gene Ontology annotation, biological process: animal organ morphogenesis. NCBI's taxonomy places the organism in Eukaryota, Metazoa, Chordata, Aves, Passeriformes, Tyrannidae.
CAGUGGCUGCGCGGAGCCAGUGCCGCGCUCCCCGCAGCUGCCGGGACCGGCACAGCCGCCUCGCUCUCUCCGCGCACCGCCGGCCCCACCGAGCGCCUAUGGGCAUCUGCAGCCGGCGAAGGCUUCGCACCACCGCCACCAGCAGCAGCGGCAGCGGCAGAGGGCGGCGACCGCCACCCGGCUUCACCGUUCCUUGGGAUCUAUAGCCGGCGGACGGACCGCUGCGGUCCGCGCUGCGGACCCUUCCCCGCAUCCGUGCAGGAUGAUUUGGAAAUUUGCCUUGUCCGUUUUUCUGAUGGCAACGCUGGUUCGAGUAACGGACACGAGGAAAAACCGUCCUGCAGGCGCCAUUCCCUCUCCGUACAAAGGCAGCAGCAGCAACCACUCAGAGCGUAGGCAGCAGCUGAACAAGGAGGUGUUGGCCUCCAGCCAGGAGGCCUUGGUGGUCACUGAGAGGAAGUACCUCAAGAGCGACUGGUGCAAGACGCAGCCCCUGCGGCAGACUGUCAGCGAGGAGGGCUGCAUCAGCCGCACCAUCAUCAAUCGCUUCUGCUACGGGCAAAAUGACAUCCAGUUAUGA